Penicillium coprophilum is the source of this 2190-nucleotide messenger RNA. Its product is annotated as alpha-N-acetylglucosaminidase. The record is from RefSeq and is a predicted model, not a curated record. Bases 1 to 2190 code for a protein of 729 amino acids. The transcript has 4 exons. NCBI's taxonomy places the organism in Eukaryota, Fungi, Ascomycota, Eurotiomycetes, Eurotiales, Aspergillaceae.
AUGCGUUGGAUCAAGUCGCUGCUUUGGCUCUCCGCAGUAACAGUGGCCCAGUCCACCGAGGGCAUCUUCAACCUUGUCAAACGACGAUUGCCAGAUCAUGUUCAUGAUUUGGAUUUUAUUUUGGACACUAAUUUCGCUGGAGACUAUGAUUCUUAUGUUGUGAACAAUGGUCGAAAUGGAACAAUUUCAGUCAAGGGGAACUCCCUGAGCGCAUUAUCUUCGGGUCUACAUCGAUACCUCACCGAUGUCGCCCAUGUUGACAUUUACUGGUUUAUUGGCAGUCGGCUGCAUGUCGCACCAUCUAAGCUACCUCGUCUAUCGAGGGCAAUCUACGGCUCGAGUACAGUCCCUUGGCGGUAUCAUUUCAACACAGUAACCUUUUCCUACACCACUGCCUUCUGGACAUGGGAGGAUUGGGAGUCACAGCUCGACUGGAUGGCCCUACGCGGUGUGAAUCUACCCCUUGCUUGGGUUGGCCAGGAGAAGAUUUUCCUUGAGGUUUUUCCCUUUCAAGCCUGGAAUCGGUUUGGCAAUAUCCAAGGCUCCUGGCACGGUGAUCUUCCUGAGUCAUGGAUCAAUCAACAAUUCGAUCUGCAGAAAAAAAUUAUUCAACGCAUGGUAGAAUUGGGCAUGACCCCUGUGUUGCCAUCCUUCACUGGAUUUGUUCCUGCUAAUAUCACUCGUGUUUUGCCAAAUGCCAAGGUAAUUCGUGGAUCGCAAUGGGGCGGUUUCCCCAUACAACACACCAACGACACCUUUCUGGAGCCAUUCGACGACAACUUUGCAAAGCUUCAAGUCAGUUUCAUAAGCAAACAACGAGAUUUCUAUGGUGAUGUCAGUCACAUCUACACUCUCGAUCAGUACAACGAGAUCGACCCUGACUCGGGUGAUGUGGAUUAUUUGCGCAAUGUCACUCGCAGCACCUGGCAUAGCUUAAAACUGGCGGACCCUGAUGCGAUAUGGAUGAUGCAAGGUUGGCUUUUCUAUGCCAACUCCGACUUUUGGACAGAUGAAAGAGUGGAAGCCUAUUUGUCUGGCGUAGACUCGAACGAGGAUAUGCUAAUCUUGGAUCUUUUCUCGGAGUCUAUUCCAGAGUGGCGUCGAACAAAUAGUUACUAUGGAAAACCUUGGAUUUGGUGUCAGUUGCACAACUUUGGAGGCAACAUGGGCCUGUACGGACAGAUUCAAAACCUGACCCAAAAUGCUACCGAAGCCCUGAUCGAGUCGCCAUCCAUGGUCGGAUAUGGUCUCAGCAUGGAAGGCCAAGAGGGAAAUGAGAUAGUGUAUGACUUGCUUCUGGAUCAGGCGUGGUCUCGGACCCCAUUGGAUACACAGCAGUAUUUCCACAAUUGGGUGACAAGCCGUUAUUCCGGCCAGGAUUUUAUCCCGGACGGGCUCUACUUGGCCUGGAAUUCGAUGCGACAGACGGUGUAUAACAACACGAACAUGACAACUCUGGCUGUGGCAAAGUCCAUUGUGGAUAUUGAGCCCAAGCUUUGGAGUUUGGUCGAUAUUGUCGGCACACACGGCACAUCCGUCAACUACGAUCCAUCUGUACUGGUGCAGGCGUGGCAGUUGAUGUAUCAUGCAACAAAAGAAGAGCCAAGAUUAUGGUCUAACCCGGCUUAUCAGCAUGACAUGGUUGAUGUGACUCGUCAAGUCAUGGACAACGCUUUCAUUCCGUUGUACUUAGAUCUCAUUGAAUCCUACAACAGCUCUCGUUCGACACACACAUUAGCGCAGCAGGGGGAGAACCUCCUCCGAAUCUUGACAGAUCUGGACUCCAUCCUUCUGACCAAUCGAAAUUUCCGACUUUCGACGUGGAUUGACUCGGCACGGGCCUGGGCCCACGGUAACAAGACCGAGAUUGCAUUCUUGGAAUAUAACGCGCGUAAUCAGAUUACUCUCUGGGGACCAAAUGGAGAGAUCUCUGAUUACGCUUCGAAGCAAUGGGGUGGGCUCGUCUCCUCAUACUAUGUGCCCCGCUGGCGUAUGUUUAUCGAGUACCUGAAGUCAACACCGACCGUGUCAUACAAUGCCACUGAAAUACACGCACAGAUGCGAGAUUUUGAGUUGCGAUGGCAAGAUGAGACCUGGUCUGUUCCCGAGCCUACUACGGAGAUGGCGGAUUUGUCCAAAGUGUUGACCAGGGUCACUCACCAAUGGCCGGCUAUCUUUGGACUGGAGUAG